AUGAGCGAUAAUCACCCGCAACUACAUGGUGAUGCAUCGUUUCUGCCACUUCAGUCUGGUGGAUCAUCAACACACAGUCUUGCUGGUAGUUCGAAACUACCAGCUGCUGGUGCCAAUGGCGAAAUCCAGCACGUGAUAUAUCUGGCCGAAAAUAUUGGUGUUUUGUGUAAUUCAGCAGACUGCAGUGAUGUUACAUUAAAGGUCGAAGGUGUUGCUUUUCCUGCCCACCGUGUUAUUCUGGCGGCUCGUAGCGAAUAUUUUCGAGCAUUACUAUUCAACGGAAUGCGGGAAUCGCGAAACAGUGAAAUUGAAUUGGUCGAUACUCCUGUAAACGGUUUCAAGAUGUUACUGAAGUACAUUUACACUGGGAAACUCUCUCUGAGUUCCCUGAAAGAAGAUUUAGUGCUUGACAUGCUCGGACUUGCACACAAGUAUGGCUUCAGCGAACUUGAGUUGAGUAUUUCGGAAUAUCUAAAGGCAAUAUUAAAUAUUCGUAAUAUGUGUACCAUAUAUGAAGCGGCCAAUCUCUAUUCACUGCGUUCGCUGUCAGAUGUUUGUUUGAACUUCGCUGAUAAACACGCAUCCGAAGUUCUGGCGACACAAGGCUUUCUACAACUAUCCGCAAGUGCAGUUGAGCUGAUGAUACAACGAGAUUCGUUGUGUGCUCCUGAAAUCGAGAUAUUCAAAGCCAUACGCGAGUGGGUUCGUCAACAUCCUGAACAGUCAAGUAGAACUGUUUACAGUGUAAUCAGCGAUGUGUUGUUGUUUCAGUUCGGUCGCCCAUUCAUAAUUAAUCACAUAAGAUUGUUGCUAUGGGAUCGUGAUCAACGUUCCUAUCAUUACUAUGUCGAGGUUAGCCCUGUGAGUAUGGACAAGGAGGAUUGGGUCAGGUUCUAUUGCACGAAUGCAAUAUUCUUUGCACAUAAAGCAGUGAUUAAUUUCAGAUUCGUACGUAUCGUUGGUACGCAUAACUCGGUGAACAGCUCGUUCCAUUUGGUCAAUAUGGAAGCGAUGUAUAGUACGGAGCCGUUUAAUGUGGAUCCAACAACAACCCUACUGGUUCCAACAGCCAAUGUGGCAACAAUAUCGAACAACGCAACUGUCAUCGAAGGCGUAUCGAGGAGUCGAAAUGCUUUGCUGAAUGGUGAAACGAGUAAUUAUGAUUGGGACAAUGGUUACACAUGUCAUCAGUUAGGAUCUGGAGCGAUUGUGGUGCAGUUACCGCAGCCAUAUCUUAUUGAUUCAAUGAGAUUGCUACUGUGGGACUGUGACGAUCGACACUAUUCGUAUUAUGUGGAAGUGUCCUGUGAUCAAGUGUCGUGGACACGAGUGGCUGAUCGAACACAGAAUCAGUGCAAGGCAUGGCAGAUUUUACGAUUCGAACGUCUUCCAGUGGUGUUUAUUCGCAUUGUUGGAACGCAUAAUUCAGCGAAUGAAGUGUUUCACUGUGUACACUUUGAAUGCCCAGCUCAACGUGCAUCGCAUUCACCGUUCGACAUAGUGUCCACAUCAUCGUCGUCGUCUACAAAUGCGCCAUCGACCAGUUCAGUGGCUCCAUCUCAAGCGAUGCUCGCAAACAUCCAAGAAAACAACGACGAUCGAGCAAACGAUUUAGCGAAUGCAGAGGUGAAUGAGAUGGAUGCUGGAGAUAAUCAGAAUGUUGGCGACAACCGAAAUAAUAGCAAUUGA
Messenger RNA from Anisakis simplex (herring worm), 1689 nucleotides. The record is from the annotation of a GenBank genome assembly. NCBI's taxonomy places the organism in Eukaryota, Metazoa, Nematoda, Chromadorea, Rhabditida, Anisakidae.